AAUCAAACCCACAGCAUCACGAGAGGCAAUAGAUCUCAAGCCUUUUCGUCGCAGAGAUCCUUUUGGGCUGAAAUAUAGAAAGUGAAAACACAAAUGAGAGAAAAAAGAAGGUUUGGUCUUGGGUUCUAGUACUUAUUAAUCUCUUCUACUUUCUCUGUUUGCCUUUCUCGUUUGAUCCUAUACCUUUUUUUUGUCUUCUGUAGCAGUCUGAAAUCGAUCUAGAACAAACAAAAACUUCCCUGUUAUCCCCAUCUGUACAAAACGAUAAGGAAAAGUUGGGGAUUGUGAUAAAGAAGGAUUUGAAAAAGAGAAGAAGGAAAACUGGGUUUGUGAAAAUGGGCACUGGUUGGAGAAGAGCAUUUUGUACAACGAUCCGUCGUGACCCAGAUAGUGUAAUUGCAGAGAAACAACAAACAAGCCCAAGUUCUAGUCCAGGACCCAGAAGUUGUACCAGGCUUGGGUUCUUCUCCGGUGGAAGCAACCCCACUACUCCUCGUCUCCAUUCUCAACCAAUCUCAAGCCCAAGCUUGCGUUGCAAGACCACUGCAGAAUCAUCUUCUACAAAUGAGAGUCCUAGGCUCCAGUGCAAAACCAACCCAAAAGUCACCAAGAGUUUGAGUUCAAACCCAAGUUCUCCUCGAUCUCCCCUCAAAUUGUCCCUGUUCAAGAACAGCUUCAAAUUCAGGAGUAGCUGUGGAAUCUGCUUGAAUAGCGUGAAAACAGGUCAAGGCAUGGCGAUAUACACAGCAGAGUGUACACACGCCUUUCACUUCCCCUGCAUAGCAGACUACGUUCGUAAGCAUGGUAAACUGGUUUGCCCCGUCUGUAACUCCGCUUGGAAAGACGUUCCUCUGCUCGCAAUCCACAAGAAUCUCCACACUGAAUCAAACCGGGAGCUAAACGAGGCCGUCGAUCCUGUCCCUGCCAAACCAAACGUCCAAGCCAUAAACAUUCAGCCCCAGAUUGAGGAGAAGAAAGUAAUUGAGUCUUCUCCAAAGGCAGUGAAAACCCCCAAACAUGAAUCACGACAGUUGUCUCCUAAAUUAUCCGAUUCGAGAUACUACGAUGACGACGAGCCAUUAUUAUCUCCAACCGCAGGUGGUAAAUUCAAUCCGAUUCCAGAAGCCGAUGAGAAUGCCGAAGAAACAGAGGACGUCGAAGAAUUUCAAGGAUUCUUCGUGAAUGCAAAUCCAAUUCCAAAUCCAAAUCCUCCUGAAUCUUCCCUCAAAUCUGACGAGUUGCCAAACAGCGGCAGAGAUUAUCGUAAUGUUCAGGUUGGAUUGUUUCCAGAAUCCACCGUGGUUUCCGCCGGUCGCGGCUACGAGACUUAUGCGGUUGCACUGAAAGUGAAGGCACCGCGACCUCUUUCACCGACUCACAGCUCCCAUACGGCGCCGUUUCUGGAUCCAUCUCUUCGCGCGCCCAUAGACUUGGUUACAGUGCUCGAUGUGAGCGAUAGCAUGACUGGGGCCAAGUUGCAAAUGCUGAAACGAGCCAUGCGGUUGGUGGUCGCUUCUCUCGGCUCGACUGACCGGCUUUCUAUCGUUGCUUUCUCAGUCAAUCCAAAGAGGCUAUUGCCUCUGAGAAGAAUGACUGCUCCAGGUCAGCGCGCGGCUCGGCGCAUCAUUGACAGGCUUGUUUGCUGUCAAGAAGGGACCGGCUUGACAGAGGCUUUGAAGAAAGCAACGAAAGUUCUCGAAGAUAGGAGGGAAAAGAAUCCAGUGGCUAGCGUCAUGUUCUUCUCAGACGGUCAGGAUGAGCGGGUCCAGACCAGUACAAGCCAUCAACGGCAGAUAUACAGCCAAGUGUCUUCGACCCAGUUUGCUCAUAUUGAGAUCCCAGUCCAUGAAUCUUGGUUUGGGCGAAGUGGUGGUUACGGCCAGGAGACGGCGGAGGGCACGUUCUCCAAGUGCGUGGGUGGUUUGUUAAAUGUCGUGGUGCAAGACUUGAGAAUUCAACUGAACUUCGCUUCUGGCUCAGCGCCAGCGGAGAUCUCGGCGGUUUAUUCAUUAAACGGACGGCCCACAGUGCUCAGCUCCGGAUCUGUGCGGCUUGGCGACCUUUACGCCGAUGAAGAGAGGGAACUAUUGGUUGAAAUGAGGGUCCCAUGCGCAGCUGUUGGGGCUCACCACGUGAUGUCAGUUCGAUGCCUUUACAAGGACGCCGCGACUCAAGAGGUUGUGUACGGAAGAGAUCAGGCUCUAUUAGUUCCCCGGCCCCACGCCGUCAGGUCAUCGGCGCCGAAAAUCGAACGGCUGAGGAACUUGUUCAUCUCAACCAGGGCCGUCGCGGAGGGUCGGAAGUUAAUCGAACACGGAGAUUUAACGAGCGCGUAUCACUUAUUGGCUUCGUCUCGCGCUCUGCUGUUGCAAUCGAGCUCAAUUCCGGUCGACGAGUAUGUGAGGAGUCUGGAGAGUGAGCUGGCCGAGCUGAACUGGCACAAACAGAGACAGAUGGAGCAGCAACAGCAACAGUUGAUGCAGCGGCGGAGAGUGAUGGAUAAGGAUAUGAUGGUCGUGAUGGACGAGAAUGGUGAGCCGCUUACUCCUGGGUCGGCUUGGAGAGCGGCUGAGAGGCUGGCUAAAGUAGCCAUGAUGAAGAAGUCGCUUAAUAAAGUCAGCGAUUUGCACGGCUUUGAAAAUGCUAGAUUUUAAUUUGUUGUUUAAUUGUUAUUUUUAUUCGUUUUCUUAUCAAAUUUAAAAAAUGAAAAAAAAAGAGAGGAGAUAUUAUGGAACCGGACGGCGCGAGCCUUUCUGUUGGGACAUGAUUAGGUCAGUGUGGCCAUUUCAAGUUUAAUCCACUAGUAAUUAAAGGAGAGAGUGGCUUAUAUGUUAGUGUUCAUUAGCUACAUUCGUAUUGUUUUAUAUCCGAAUUUAAGGUUGUAAAAAGACCUUAUCCAUUGGGGUUUGUUGCCUAGAAAAAGGGGUUGGAUUUGGCCUAUUUUUGUAGCAAAAGUAGGCCAGAAUGAUUUGGUUUUGGAACUUUUGGUAGCGGCAGAAAUGAUGAAUGAAUCAUUUUGUUGUUAUGAUA
Molecule: messenger RNA, 3030 nt
Organism: Tripterygium wilfordii
Lineage: Eukaryota; Viridiplantae; Streptophyta; Magnoliopsida; Celastrales; Celastraceae
Product: E3 ubiquitin-protein ligase WAV3-like
Exons: 2
Coding region: 336-2654 (772 amino acids)
Source: RefSeq, a predicted model, not a curated record